GUCAUCACGGAUGCGACAGCAAUCUCGUUACGCAGUUGUCUGAGUGGUUAGAUUUCUUGUGUUUUUGGUUUUUAGUUGAAUAUAACCCGGUUAUAACGGACCAUCUGAGGACCAGCAGAGACCGGCAGAGUUCAGGACCCGGACCAGUCCUGUGUGACCACGAUCAGACCGCAGUCCGGACCCGUGGCGCACUUUGUUUGGCUCUACAGCUAACUGUUAGCAUCGUUAGCUCCGAUUAGCGGUGUGUGUUUGAUUUGUGUCUCACCGAUGGAGUAUCCCGGUGGAGGAGGGGGUGCGGUGCUGGGCGGCGGUAACGUCCCGGCCUUCCUCACCAAACUGUGGACCCUGGUGGAGGACCCGGACACCGACCCGCUCAUCUGCUGGAGCCCGAGUGGAACCAGUUUCCAUGUGUUCGAUCAGGGUCGAUUCUCUAAAGAAGUUUUACCAAAGUUCUUCAAACACAACAACAUGGCGAGUUUCAUCCGACAGCUCAACAUGUACGGGUUCCGUAAGGUGGUCCACAUUGAACAGGGGGGUUUGGUGAAACCAGAACGAGACGACACCGAGUUCCAACAUCCGUUCUUCAUCAGAGGACAAGAACACCUGCUGGAGAACAUCAAACGCAAGGUCACCAAUGUGUCAUCUGUGCGUCAGGAGGAAGUGAAGAUGUCAGCAGAGGAUGUGAACAAGAUCCUGAGCGACGUCCAGCUGAUGAAGGGGAAACAGGAAACCAUUGACUCGAGGAUUAUCACCAUGAAACAUGAGAACGAGGCUCUGUGGAGAGAAGUGGCCAGUCUGAGACAGAAACACGCUCAGCAACAGAAGGUCGUCAACAAGUUGAUCCAGUUCCUGGUGUCUCUGGUUCAGUCCAAUAGGAUGUUGGGAGUCAAGAGAAAACUACCUCUGAUGCUCAAUGACUCUAGCUCCGCCCACUCCAUGCCCAAAUACAGUCGACCGCUCUCAUUGGAGCACAUGCAGGCUGCAGCCAGUCUGUUCUCUGCAGACGCUGCGCUGACCUCUGGACCAAUCAUCUCUGACAUCACAGACCUGACCACGCCCCCAGCUGACAGUGUCAUCAGUGAUUGGACGGAUGCAGGAGACAGUCAAUCAGUGAAUGUCAAAGAGGAGCCCUCCAGUCCUGAGGUGGAGGUGUGUCCUGUUCUGGAGGGUGUGACUACACCUGUGGACACGCCUCUCUCCCCCACCACUUUCAUCAACUCCAUCCUACAGGAUAACGAGAUGCCAAUUAACACCUCCACCCCCACCACACCUCCAACAGGUAACACCACACCUCCACCACACCUUCAGCAGGUAACACCACACCUCUACCACACCUCCACCCCACCACACCUCCAACAGGUAACACCACACCUCCACCCCACCACACCUCCAACAGGUAACACCACACCUCCACCCCCACCUCAGAUGUGUUAUUAAACCCCCUGUGCUUCCCUCAGACCCCGCCCCCCUCCCUCUGCAGGUGGAUUCUCACCUGACGUUUGGCGCCUCGUGUCAACACGAGCUGACAAGUCUGAACUGUCCAAUCACGUCGACAGUAUCGACAGCAGUCUAGAAAACCUGCAGAGCAUCCUGAACACGCAAGCCUUCACCUUCGACACGUCUCCGCUCAUGGAGUUUUUCAGUACCUCCUGUCCCUCCGGAGACUUUGACCUUGACAGUCUGGACUCUCUGCUGUCUGAAGAUGUUCCCAAUGGAGAUGACGGAAACACAAAUGCCACCAACGCAGGGAAGCAGCUGGUGCAGUAUACUGCCACACCUGCGCUGAUGUCCGAACCAGCAGGCGCAGGUGAGGGCGGGGCUGACCUGCCCUCCCUGCUGGAGCUGGAGGCGGAGCCUUUCUUCGGCUCUGAACUGCCCACUGACGACCCCGACGCCGCUCUGCUAAGCCACACCCACCUGAACUCUGAUCUCUGACAUCACCGGGAGGGGGCGGGGCGUGGAAUGUGACUGAGCAGUGACUCAGCAGCAGCAAUAGAUGAUGAUGAUGAUGAUGAUGAUGAUGAUGAUGAAGUCAAUCGAUCAGCUGUAGAUCAAUUAGUAGAUCAAAAGUCAUGUUUUUAUUCUUCUCUUUCUGUUUUUAUUUUAUUAGCUUUACGUUCUUCUUCGCUGCUUUGAGUAAACGCUGUCCUCAGAGUGCCAGGCUGUGACGUCACAGCCCAGGUGUUCUCUGCGCUGUGCAUGCUGACGUCUUUGAUUUCAUGUGUAAAAUAUAAACAAAUAAACAAACAUAUUUUUGGAGAGUUUAUUAUUGAUGAGUCGUGUUGACUCAGCAGUGACCCCUGUUACCAUGGAGAUGACCUGGAAGCAGACAGACAUGUAUUGAUCAGCUGUGAUGUCAUUGAUCCACAUUAAACACAGCUUGUUUCUUAGUGUC
Messenger RNA from Epinephelus lanceolatus (giant grouper), 2395 nucleotides. The record is from RefSeq and is a predicted model, not a curated record. Lineage: Eukaryota; Metazoa; Chordata; Actinopteri; Perciformes; Serranidae.